GCUGCCAUCAUGCCCUCCUCCCCGCUCCGGGUGGCUGUAGUCUCCAUGAGUAACAUGAACAGGAGCAUGGAAGCCCACCGCAUCCUCAGCAAGAAAGGGUUCAGUGUCAGGUCUUUUGGAGCAGGAGCCCACAUGAGGUUCCCAAGACUGUCUCCCAACCAACCUGUGGUUUAUGAUUUUUCAACCUCAUAUGAGAAGAUGCGAAAGGAUCUUUCUUGUAUAGACGGGAAAUACUACAAAACGAAUGGCGUCUUACAUAUCUUGAAGAGAAAUGAGAGAAUCAAGCCUUACCCAGAAGCAUUUCAAGAGUGCAGAGAUCCCUUCGACGUCAUCUUCACCUGUGGAGAGAGAGCCUAUAACAGGGUGGUGGCAGAUCUGUGUGCCAGAGAUCAGGAGACCUGGCAGCCUGUGCAUGUGAUUAACUUGGACAUCAAAGACACCCUGGAGGAUGCCACCCUUGGCUCUCUGAUCAUCUGUGAGCUCUGCCAAGGUCUCCAGCAGGCGGACGAAGUGGAAAGCAGUGUGGCUGAGCUGCUCCAGGCCGCGAAGGAGAAAACAGGAAGGAGCUUUCUUCAUGCAGUCUGCUUCUACUGA
Molecule: messenger RNA, 594 nt
Organism: Hippopotamus amphibius kiboko
Lineage: Eukaryota; Metazoa; Chordata; Mammalia; Artiodactyla; Hippopotamidae
Product: RNA polymerase II subunit A C-terminal domain phosphatase SSU72 like protein 3-like
Exons: 1
Coding region: 10-594 (194 amino acids)
Biological process (GO): termination of RNA polymerase II transcription
Cellular component (GO): nucleus; mRNA cleavage and polyadenylation specificity factor complex
Molecular function (GO): RNA polymerase II CTD heptapeptide repeat phosphatase activity
Source: RefSeq, a predicted model, not a curated record